AUGCUAAAGUCAAUCGAAAGUAAUUUUGAACAGUCAGAUUCAUUGUUAACAGCACGAGGAGAUGAUGAUUAUAUGCUAGGACGUUUUGUUAACGAAGUUAUGACAAUAUUAUCUCAGUUUAAAACAGCGAGCGAACAAUUAUCCGCUAUAUUAGUAUUAGUCGAUACACGAAAGCUUAUUGUCACAUUUCAAAUUCCAAAAUCGGAUCAAGAAAACAUAAAACAAGCUCCAAAAUCAAAGCGGUUUAAGAAAGAUUUAAUAACGGUGAAUGGUGUUUUAAAAGAAUUCGCUUGCCAGGAUGAUCAGGAAACAGAUGAAGAAGAACAAGAUGAAGUAGCUGAAUAUUGGAGAGCAAAAUUACGUUUUAGUUCUGAAGAAAAUGUUCUGUUAUGGUGGAAGAAGCAAGAAACGAUAUAUCCACAACUGAGAAUUUUAGCACAGUUACUUUUAUCCAUUCCUGCUAGUUCGGUUACUGCUGAACGAAUUUUCAGCAAUACUGGCAGAAUAUUAGAAGCCCGGCGUGAACGAUUAAAUCCAGACUCAGUAGAUGCUAUAUUAUUUUUAAGAAAUUUUAGGAAAUAG
This is a messenger RNA of Didymodactylos carnosus, 582 nucleotides long. The record is from the annotation of a GenBank genome assembly. NCBI's taxonomy places the organism in Eukaryota, Metazoa, Rotifera, Eurotatoria, Philodinida, Philodinidae.